GACUGUGCAAAGACGGCAAGAAGCGACCGACCGGCGGGGGAGGCAGGCAAGGCAAAGGAAAGGACAGGGGGAGUUUAGGCUGUGUCCCGUAUUUGGAAUAAGCAAGACUAGACUACAGCUUUGCUCCUGACGUGAAACGAGCUCCUCUGUAACCUUCAAAAGGGACCCGCAUUUUUGACGGCUAACUUACUGUCGGGCUGUUGGAACUCUUGAACUAACCGUCGCGUUGAACUGUGAAGAAACUAAAGAGACAUUUGGACGAAGAAUGGGAUUUAAAGAACAUAUCUGCCAGCACUGAGUUGUGAAAACAAGGGAAUAUUUUCCAGUUGGAUGGAAAAUAACUACACUGUCGAAAGGGGACAAAUUCAGUAGGGCUCUGUUAACACUGUGCAUAUUGUAUGUCAACUCCCGGGGGAAAAGGGGCAACGAUGGCAUUUAAGAAGCAAGAAAAGUAACGUUAACGGUAGCUCGCUGGCUAGCCACAUAGCUAGCCUAGCAGCUAACUAAGCCUGUGUCGCCCUUCCAUUCCUGGAGCAGAGGAGGGGCGCUGGGGCUUUGUAGCAUUGCAGAUCUGCCUUGCAUUUUUGGGUCGCUGCAAGAAUGGAGAAUCCUAAAUAUCCAACACAACAACUCAGGGGGAUCUGCUGAACCGCGUCGACUCCAUUCUUUUCCCAUUUCUAACCGAGAGAAGACCUUAAAACUGCCACUUUACGUUGGGAUUUGAUCAAAUCAGCCGGCCCGGGGCAGCCAGGGUCUGUAACUGUGACUACUUAUUUUGCCCUGUGGGGAUAGCUUUCAUAAAAUGGGGACGUGCUACAUAUUUUAGAUUCUGGAUAUUGACAGGGAGACCAUGACUUGGCCGGUUUUAACGCCGAUUUAGCCCAGGCCAACUUAAAAAGUUGUAUUAUUUUCGGGACACAUUUAAGAACUUCUUUACAGGCCCACUCUGUGCUAGGCCGUUUGCUAAUUUCCCCUCCCCAUUCCCUUCAUCAUCAUUCAUUACUUUAAAAACCCGGAAUAAUCAUGUCGGGAGAGGUGCGUUUGAAGAAGCUGGAGAAGCUGAUCCUGGAUGGCCCGGCUCAGUCUGUCGGCCAGUGCCUGAGUGUGGAAACACUGCUGGAUAUCCUGGUGUGCCUCUACGAUGAGUGCAACAACUCCCCACUCAGAAGAGAGAAAAAUAUCCUGGAGUUUUUGGAAUGGGCUAAACCCUUCACUUCCAAAGUGAAGCAGAUGCGCCUGCACAAGGAAGACUUUGAGAUCCUCAAGGUGAUUGGACGAGGAGCCUUCGGAGAGGUUGCAGUUGUAAAAGUGAGAAACACUGACAAGGUAUUCGCCAUGAAGAUCCUCAACAAGUGGGAGAUGCUGAAGCGAGCCGAGACGGCGUGUUUCCGGGAGGAGCGGGACGUGUUGGUGAAUGGGAACUGCCAGUGGAUCACCACCCUGCACUACGCCUUCCAGGACGACAAUAAUCUGUACCUGGUCAUGGACUACUAUGUGGGUGGUGACCUACUGACUCUACUCAGUAAGUUUGAGGACCGGCUGCCGGAGGAGAUGGCUAAGUUCUACCUGGCUGAGAUGGUGCUGGCCAUCGACUCUGUUCACCAGCUACACUACGUCCACAGGGACAUAAAGCCCGACAACAUCCUGCUGGAUAUGAACGGCCACAUCCGCCUGGCAGACUUCGGCUCCUGCCUCAAACUCAUGGAGGACGGGACGGUCCAGUCCUCCGUGGCGGUGGGGACUCCAGACUACAUCUCCCCAGAAAUCCUCCAGGCUAUGGAGGAUGGAAAGGGCAAGUACGGGCCUGAGUGCGACUGGUGGUCCCUGGGCGUCUGCAUGUAUGAAAUGCUGUACGGCGAGACUCCCUUCUAUGCAGAGUCCCUGGUGGAAACCUACGGGAAGAUCAUGAACCACAAGGAGCGCUUCCAGUUCCCGCAGCAGAUCACAGACGUGUCAGAAGAUGCGAAGGAUCUGAUUCGCCGGCUCAUUUGCAGCCGAGAGCACCGAUUGGGCCAGAACGGCAUCGAAGACUUCCAGCACCACCCCUUCUUUGUUGGCAUUAUCUGGGAGAACAUUCUCACAUGUGAGGCUCCCUACAUCCCAGAAGUCAGCAGUCCUACAGAUACCUCCAACUUUGAUGUGGAUGAUGACUGCCUAAAGAACUCGGAGACCAUGCCUCCGCCCUCUCACACUGCCUUCUCCGGCCACCACCUGCCAUUUGUGGGCUUCACCUACACCAGUAAAUGUUCCCUAUCAGACCGUGCCUCCCUGCGGCAGCUGGUGGGGGAUCCGGGUAAGCCGGGAGAGGACCAGCUGGACCUGGAUGUCCAGCGAGGCCUGGAGGACAGCCUGGCCACAGAGGCCUACGAGAGGAGGAUCCGCCGCCUGGAGCAGGAGAAGUUAGAGCUGAGCCGCAAACUGCAAGAGUCGACUCAGACGGUGCAGGCCCUGCAGCAUCCAUCAGGCGAGGGCCCUGUUGGCCCCAACAGGGAGGGGGAGAUCAGGAGUCUGAAGAGCGAGAUCGACAUCCUCAAGAAGCAGAUCGCUGACUCGGGUCAGAUUGAGAAGCAGCUGGAGGACGUGUCGCUGGCCCGCAGAGACCUGGAGGACUCCUCUAAACACACCAGGACUCUGGAGAAACAGAUGAAGAGUGUCUCACAGGAGAGGGACGACAUGCACAAGGAUAUCUUGGAUGCCAACGAGAAGCUGAAGGCUCAGUCGAAGGAGCUGAAGGACGCUCACAGCCAGAGAAAACUGGCAAUGCAGGAGUUUUCAGAGCUCAACGAGAGACUCACAGACCUCAGGUCGGUGAAGCAGCGUCUGGCCCGCCAGCUGCGGGACAAAGAGGAGGAGGUGGAGAGUCAGGGUCAGAAGGUGGAGGCACUCCGCCUCGAGGUGCGAAAGGCCGAGAGGGCCAAGAAGGAGAUGGAGGCGCACUCUGAGGAGCAGACAGCAGAGGCUCAGAAAGAGAGGAAGCUGAGGGAGCGUAAUGAGCAGUACAGCCGACAGCUGGAGGAGGAGCUUGAAGGGCUUAAGGUGAAGCAGGGGUCCUCCGCCCCCGCCGCCUCAGCGGACCAGACCCAGGAGGUGGGGCGCCUGCGGGGAGACCUGGAGAAGAAGACGCUCCUGUACGAGGAGGAGCUGGCGCGCAGGGAGGGGCAGCACGGCAGCGAGCUGAAGGGUCUGCGCAAAGAGCUGCGGGACGCCGAGAGCCAGCACCUCGCUCUGCAGAAAGAGAUCCUGAUGCUCAAAGACAAGCUGGACAAGACUCGCCGCGAGAGCCAAAGCGAGAGGGAAGAGUUUGAGACCGAGUACAAGCAGAAGUACGAGAGGGAGAGAGUCCUGCUGACCGAAGAGAACAAGAAGCUGUCCACUGAACUGGAUAAGCUCACCAGCAUGUUUGAGAAGAUGAGCAGCUCCAACAGGCAGCUGGAGGACGAGAUGAGGGAGCUGGCCGACAAGAAGGAGAGUGUGGCUCACUGGGAGGCCCAGAUCACGGAAAUCAUCCAAUGGGUGAGUGAUGAGAAGGAUGCUCGGGGUUAUCUGCAGGCUCUGGCCACCAAGAUGACAGAAGAGCUGGAGGGACUGAGAAACACCAGCCUGGGAGCGAGGGCCACGGACAUGCCGUGGAAGAUGCGGCGCUUCGCCAAGCUGGACAUGUCGGCCCGUCUGGAGCUGCAGUCGGCCUUAGACGCUGAGAUCAGAGCCAAGCAGAGCAUCACGGACGAGCUGAACAAAGUCAAGGCCAACAACAUGUCCACAGAAUGUAAACUGCAAGAUGUGGAAAGUAAAAACCAGGAACUCCUCGCAGAGAUCGACAGGCUGAAGAAAGAGACGGAGGAGCUGCGACUACGAAGAGGUGUCAAGCACCAGGAUUCCCAGAAUUCCUUCUUGGCUUUUCUCAACGCCCCCACCUCAGCGCUGGACCAGUUUGAUGUGGACUCCAUGGAUAACUUCACUCCAUCCAGGGACGAUGACCCCAAGCUGCACCUCAAGUCCCGCUCGCGGUCACCCUCCAUGGCCAGUGAUAUGGAGCCCAUAGAGUUGAUAGACCACCCCCCUCGUACAGUCCAGACCCCCACAAUGCGCUCAGGAGGGUACGGCAGUAUUGGACGCUCCUCUCCUAAGCCCAAAGCACAUCAGUUUGUGGUGAAGUCCUUCAGCACCCCCACUAAGUGUAACCAGUGUACUUCCCUCAUGGUGGGGCUCAUACGUCAAGGCUGUACCUGUGAAGUGUGUAACUUCUCCUGCCAUGUAACGUGUGCGGACAAGGCUCCAGCUGUGUGUCCCGUGCCCCAGGACCAGACCAAGGGCCCGCUGGGUAUCGACCCUCAGAGGGGCAUCGGUACUGCGUAUGAAGGCACCGUCAGGGUGCCCAAACCUACGGGGGUGAAGAAGGGCUGGCAGAGGGCGAUGGCUGUGGUGUGUGACUUCAAACUGUUCCUGUACGACCUGGGAGAAGGAAAAGCCACUCUGCCAAGUGUCGUAGUCAGCCAAGUCAUAGACAUGAGGGAUGAAGAGUUUUCAGUAAGUUCUGUCCUGGCCUCUGAUGUCAUCCACGCCAGUCGCAAAGACAUCCCCUGUAUAUUCAGAGUGACGGCGUCCCUGCUCUCCCCCUCCGCCAACCACAAGCCCUCCAUCCUGAUCCUGGCCGACAGCGAUCAGGAGAGGAACAAAUGGGUGGGCCUCCUCAACGAGCUGCACCGCAUCCUCAAGAAGAACAAGCUGAAGGAGCGCUUCGUCUACGUCCCCAAGGAGGCCUACGACAGCACCCUGCCGCUCAUCAAGACCACGCAGUCUGCUGCUAUCAUAGAUCACGAGCGCGUAGCCCUGGGCAACGAGGAAGGCCUUUUUGUAAUCCAUGUCACCAAAGAUGAAAUUAUCCGGGUGGGGGACAACAAGAAGGUGCACCACAUCGACCUGAUCUCCCAGGAGCAGCUGCUGGCGGUGAUCUCCGGCAGGAACCGCCACGUGCGUCUCUUCCCCACGCAGGCGCUGGACGGCCGCGAGACGGAGUCCUACAAGCUGGCAGAGACAAAGGGCUGCCAGACCAUCGUCUCCGGCCCCGUGCGCAACGGCUCCCUCACCUGCCUCUGCGUGGCCAUGAAGAGGCAGGUCAUCUGCUACGAGGUGAAUAAGAGUAAAGCUCGUCACCGCCGGCUGAGAGAGGUGCAGGCCCCGGGGCCCGUUCAGUGGAUGGGUCUGCUCGGUGAGCGGCUCUACGUUGGAUACCAGUCUGGAUUCACCCGCUACAGUGUCCAUGGUGACGUGUCCCCCGUCAACCUGCUCCACCCCGAGGACCACACCCUGGCCUUCAUCCCGCAGCAGGGCCUGGAUGCUUUCUGCGCCGUGGAGAUCUCCAGCAAGGAGCUGCUGCUGUGCUUCAGCUCCAUCGGGGUGUACGUGGACUCUCAGGGCCGCCGGUCCCGGCAGCAGGAGCUCAUGUGGCCCGCUGUGCCCAUCUCCGCCUGCUACAACGCCCCCUACCUGUCGGUGUACAGUGAGAACGCUGUGGAUGUAUUCGAUGUCAACACCAUGGAGUGGAUUCAGACCAUCCCUCUGAAGAAGGUGCGACCUCUGAAUGUGGACGGCUCUCUGAACCUGCUGGGCCUGGAAACAGUACGGCUGAUCUACUUCAGAAACAAGAUGGCCGAGGGAGAUGAGCUGGUUGUCCCGGAGACGUCAGACAACAGCAGGAAGCAGCUGGUGCGCAGCAUGAACAACAAGAGACGCUUCUCCUUCAGGAUACCGGAGGAGGAGCGGCUCCAGCAGAGAAGAGAGAUGCUGCGAGACCCAGAGAUGAGGAACAAGCUGAUCUCUAACCCCACCAACUUCAACCACGUGGCCCACAUGGGGCCCGGAGACGGGAUCCAGAUCCUCAAAGACCUGCCCAUGAACGUCCGUGUUCAGGAGAGCCGGGCGGGCUUCAGCGGCUCCGUCAGCAUCCCCUCCAUCACCAAGAACCGGGCGGAGCCGGGCCGCUCCAUGAGCGCCAGCAGCGGGCUGGGCAUACGCUCCUCCUCUCAGAACGGCAGUGCGCUCCGCAGAGAGCUGUCGGGGGGGAGCUACAGCUCCAAACGGCAGACCAUGACCUCCCCCUCGGAGAGCUCCCUGUCCUCAGGGGGGGGCAUGGACUGCGGCGACGCUCCGCUCUCACAGUUUGACAGAGAGUGGCAGGCGGUCUCCCCGUCGGAGAAGACCCCCGAUCUGAAAAGGGCUUUAAGGACCCUGCUUAGUAAGAUGAAGGACUCGGACUCCCCCCGUCACUCCACGGCCUCCAACAGCUCCACCUUCAGCAGCCCCCCCAGCCCGGCCUCCCCCCACAAGGCCAAGUCCCUGUCCCUGGAGAGCACAGACCGGAUGGGCUGGGACACAUGAGCCUGACACCUCUUCCCCCCCCGCCACCCCCCGACCGACAGCACAGGACUCCU
This is a messenger RNA of Trematomus bernacchii (emerald rockcod), 6431 nucleotides long. It is a transcript of the gene cdc42bpab, whose product is annotated as CDC42 binding protein kinase alpha (DMPK-like) b. The record is from RefSeq and is a predicted model, not a curated record. Gene Ontology annotation, biological process: actomyosin structure organization; peptidyl-threonine phosphorylation. The transcript has 42 exons. Gene Ontology annotation, molecular function: protein serine/threonine kinase activity; ATP binding. NCBI's taxonomy places the organism in Eukaryota, Metazoa, Chordata, Actinopteri, Perciformes, Nototheniidae. The coding region runs from base 1024 to 6378 and encodes 1784 amino acids. Gene Ontology annotation, cellular component: cytoplasm; actomyosin; cytoskeleton.